Messenger RNA from Metarhizium album ARSEF 1941, 1626 nucleotides. Its product is annotated as alpha-N-acetylgalactosaminidase. The record is from RefSeq and is a predicted model, not a curated record. Gene Ontology annotation, molecular function: hydrolase activity, hydrolyzing O-glycosyl compounds. The coding region runs from base 1 to 1626 and encodes 541 amino acids. The transcript has a single exon. NCBI's taxonomy places the organism in Eukaryota, Fungi, Ascomycota, Sordariomycetes, Hypocreales, Clavicipitaceae. Gene Ontology annotation, biological process: carbohydrate metabolic process.
AUGAAGGCACGCGCAGCCGUGGCGUUUGCGAGCCUGGCGGCCUCUUCCUGGGCCAUGAACAGGGAGCCGCCGCCCAUCUUCUUCAACCAGCCUCCCAUGGGCUUCAACAGCUGGGCGCGCUACACGACCAACGUCAACGAGACCCUCCUCGUCGAGACGGCCAACUCCAUGGCCAGGAACGGGCUCCUGCAAGCCGGGUACAAUCGUAUCAAUCUCGACGAGGGCUGGUCGCUCCCGGAGCGAGGCAUCAACGGCUCCCUGGUCGCGGAUCCCGACAAGUUCCCCACGGGUCUCAAGUGGCUCACCGAGUACUUGAACAUGACGGGCUUCAUCUCCGGCAUACACGCCGACGCCGGCAGCAUGACGUGCGGCAAGAACCCCGGCUCCUUCAACUACGAGAAGAGGGACGUCGACGACUUCAUGGACCAGGGCUUCUACUACGUCAAGCUGGACGGGUGCAACAUGCGCGACGACACCGAGGAGACGUACCACGACAUCUUUAACCGCUGGCCCAAGGUGAUCCGCCAGGCCUCCGUCGACCGCAAGGAGACGGCCAUCAUGGCCCUUUCCAGCUCGGCGCCGGCCUACUUCGCCUACCGGAGGAACCUGACCGACUGGUACCGCGCCGUGGCCUGGGCCUCCGAGUACAGCCAGCUCGCGCGCCACUCGGCCGACGUGGCCACGUACGGCGACGGCAGCGCGUGGAAGAGCAUCAUGCACAGCUUCGACCAGAGCCUGCGCCUGGGCCACUUCCAGCGGCCCGGCUUCUACCUCGACCCCGACGUCCUCCUCCCCGACCACCCAUCGCUGAGCCUGGAGGAGCGGAAGACCCAGUUCGCGCUGUGGUGCAGCAUGUCGUCGCCGCUCCUCUUCAGCGCCGACGUGCCCAGGCUCGACCCCGACACGCUCGCCUUCCUCACCAACAAGGACCUCAUCGCGGCCGACCAGGACGACCUGGCCCAGCCCGCCACCCUCGUCAGCCGCGACUCGAACUGGGACGUGCUCGCCAAGAACCUCGAGAACGAGGAGCGCCUCAUCACCGUCUUCAACCGCGGCGACACCUUCGCCAGCCUCAACGUCUCGUGGUUCCGCACCGGCAUCACCCCCAAGCUCACGGGCAACGGCAACGUGCGCGUCACCGACCUCUGGACCGGCGAGGUCUCCUUCCUCCCCGUCUACCUGCGCUUCCUCAACGUCACCAACGUGCCGCCUCACGGCACCGCCGUCUACCGCCUCCGCAGCGCCAGCGUCAUCACCCCCACCGGCCACAUCUACAACGCAAACACCUUCAACUGCCUGACCGACGACCCCUCGGGCUACGUCAGGUGGGCCGUCUGCAACGGCUACGACAGCCAGGUCUGGCGCGUCCGCUCCGACGGCCACAUCUACAGCCUGCUCCGUCCGCGCGACUGCCUCGUCGAGCUCGAAGGCACCGUCGUCACCCGCAAGAACAGCUGCCACCACCACCCGUGGACGUACAAGACGUCGGGCAACCUCGUCAACAACGUCUCGGGCAAGUGCCUGACCGAGGGCGCCGACGGCAGCGUCACCACCGAGGGCUGCGGCUACCUCCUCAACGAGCAGAUCUUUGUUCUGCCCGCCGGCAUCGAGCUCGGCGGCUGGUAG